AUGACUUCUCUCCUGAGAUGGGCCAAAGCCACCUUUCGAAGAGUUCCCUCCCCUCCCCUUUGUUUUCCGACCACUGGUUUCGAAACACUGAGUGGGCCUGAGCUUGAUGAGGAACGAUUUGAAGGGUUCAAGAAAGGACGAUAUUAUCCUAUCAACAUUGGGGACGUCUUGAGUUCCAGAUACCAGAUCAUCGGUGAACUGGGAUUUGGGGUUACCUCCACCGUAUGGCUCGCUCGUGAUCUCAAAGGCCAUAAAUAUGUGACGGUCAAGGUGUAUACGCGUGAUGAAACUAACCAAGCAGAGUUUCGGAUUUACAAGUAUCUGAGUCAAGGAGAUCCGUCGCACCCUGGUUAUGCCCAUGUGAGAAAGGCCCUAGAUGCGUUUAUCAUUCCUCGCCCCGGAGGUGGCCAUCACUGUCUUGUACAGAAGCCCAUGUGGGAGAGUUUCAAAGAUCUACUCUAUCGCAAUCCCAGUCAUCGAUUUACUGAGGACCUACUCAGGGUUGGCCUUAUGCAAGUUUUUCUUGCGCUUGACUACCUGCAUACCGAAUGCAAGCUUGUCCAUACAGACAUCAAGAGUGAUAACAUCCUUCAAGAAAUAGAGGACACAGCGAUCCUUACAAAAGCUGAAAUGGAGAAUCCUUCACCACGAAAGUUUGUCAACAGGAAACCAGUCUACCCAAUUAAUAUAUGGAAUGUUGGCGUCAUGGUCUGGGACUUGUUUGAGGGCAAGCACAUGUUCCAUGGCAAUGAUCCUGAUGGGAAAGGGUAUUCCACCCGUGCGCAUCUUGCUGAGGUGAUUGGCAUUCUGGGGCCGCCUCCCUUGGAUAUGCUUGAGCGUGGACAACGGAGCCUUGAAUUUUUUACUGAAGACGGUAUGUAUUAUCUGCCUUUCCCCUAA
Messenger RNA from Uncinocarpus reesii 1704, 900 nucleotides. RefSeq lists its product as uncharacterized. The record is from RefSeq and is a predicted model, not a curated record. Gene Ontology annotation, molecular function: protein kinase activity; ATP binding. The transcript has 5 exons. NCBI's taxonomy places the organism in Eukaryota, Fungi, Ascomycota, Eurotiomycetes, Onygenales, Onygenaceae. Gene Ontology annotation, biological process: protein phosphorylation; spliceosomal complex assembly; regulation of mRNA processing. The coding region runs from base 1 to 900 and encodes 299 amino acids.